Drepanopeziza brunnea f. sp. 'multigermtubi' MB_m1 is the source of this 1002-nucleotide messenger RNA. The record is from RefSeq and is a predicted model, not a curated record. Lineage: Eukaryota; Fungi; Ascomycota; Leotiomycetes; Helotiales; Drepanopezizaceae.
AUGGUUAUCGGACGAUCAGCUGACCGUCCAAAUGCUCCUGCAUUCCCCUUUAAGGUAGCCUGCCAGCAAAGGAAGCACAGCAAGGGACCCACCCGAAGCCACAGCAGACAUCGCCCAAAGUACUACCUUGAGGCUCGUUCAACGUCUCCUGACCGUCGUCGCGAGGCAUUUGGCGUCAAACAGCCUUUUCAACAGCGACCUUACGCUCCAGAAACCCCUCUUGCCAUUCCGGCCAUUGAUUCCAUCACUUCGGCAUAUCAGGCUGGAAAAGAAGAUGCGAUGGCGGAGAGAUUCGGUUUUACUGAUAGAGUUGCUCAAAAACUACCACAGAUCAUUCGACCUGUCAUUCAACGUAUCAUUGAGCCAAGGAACAUUGUACAACGGCAGGCUGAAGAAUACAUCAGCCGGAGGGAUUUCAACCGAAGGGAGCUUGAUCAAAAGGAGACUGAAGGAGGAAACUUGAACGGAGAAGACUUGAACGGAGAAGACUUGAUCGUAGAACGAUUGAACUUGAUCGAAGACAACUUGAUUUUGAACGAAGACCGCUCGAACCAAGACCACACCUGUUGGAUUGUCGAGCCAGCGAUUUUGAGCGAAGGCCACUUGAGAGGCCCAAGCUCUUCGAAAGAAGACAUAGCGAGAUCCGGCUCGAGUACGCGAGACCGAUCGAGGCCAGGCAAGACUACUCCGAUCUCGGUCGCCCAUCGAGAGAGACUCCUCGAGGCAUCGGAGCCCGCCGAUAAAAGUAGCACCGAACCAUCUCGCUUCGGUUACCUUCUGAUUUGCUCGUCCCAAGAGAAACGAUUAUGUGCUGUAGGAGACCGCCUUCGCUCUGAGGGCGUUUCUUGCAUGAAUGCCGGAGUAUUGGAGCGGAUGCCACAAAUCGCACAAGCUGCUGGCUAUGCGUCUCGCUUAAUGCGAGUUCGCCGCUGGCAAUAUGAUGCGGGGGACAUUCGAACUGCGGAAUCCACCUAUUCUUUGCAUUCUUGGCUGCCAAAUUGA